Dacryopinax primogenitus is the source of this 2536-nucleotide messenger RNA. RefSeq names its product NOC3p-domain-containing protein. The transcript is spliced from 6 exons. Gene Ontology annotation, biological process: DNA replication initiation. The coding region runs from base 529 to 2442 and encodes 637 amino acids. Gene Ontology annotation, cellular component: nucleolus. Gene Ontology annotation, molecular function: chromatin binding. The record is from RefSeq and is a predicted model, not a curated record. NCBI's taxonomy places the organism in Eukaryota, Fungi, Basidiomycota, Dacrymycetes, Dacrymycetales, Dacrymycetaceae.
GGUACGAAGAAAGAACACGCUUACGAUCGUCCGACCCUCGCCCUCCCCAGACCGUCAGGAGCGAGCGACACCGAGCCAGACCUCUCUGAACAAGAACUGGACGUCCUAACAUCCAACAAUGUUACCUUCCUCACCACUCUCGAUCAGAAGGGUAUCUCCAAGAGUAAGAAAGAGAUUGCCCGACUGCAUAAGCUUGACAAGCCCGCAAGGCCGAAGGUGGAAGAUGACCUGCCAAGUGUACACGAACAUACGGAUGAUGAGUCUCCUUGGGAAGGAGUGGAUGGGAAUGAGGGCCUUAGUACCGACGAUGAGGAUGGAGACCUGGAAGGCGAUGAGGACGUGUCUGCCCUGCGCGAUGAUGUACCCUCCGAAUCGGACAUCGAGAACACGUACGAGCUCAAAUCCCGUAAACGGCGACGGGAAUGGGAGGAAGAAGACUCUGCGCCCAAGGCCCCUGGCAGGCUGCCGAUCAAGCUGGCUAAUGGCCAGGUGAAGAAGCUUAAGGAUGUAGAGGGACGACCCGUGCCCAUGCCUUUGCCGGAUUCUGAAGAGGAGGAGGAGGAUUGGCCAGAGGAAACGGAGAUCGAGUCUGAUGCAGGGGAUCAGGAGAGGCAGGAGGAAGAGAGGAGAGCAAACAACGUCGCUACUGGGGCUAGGUUUGGAAGGCUUGCCCCGGCUGCUGUGCUUUCCUUGCCUUCCAGAACGGAGAGGGUACAGAGAGCGAAGGAGCAGAUAGCGAGCAUCUGUCAGGACAUUGUUGCCGAUCCAGAAAACAGUUUGGGUCUCCUCCGCCGGCUACAGACCUUCACACUCGCCGAACUGCCCUCCCCAGAUGUCAACGCGCCUGCCGUACCGAACGACCCCCUGAUCCGCAAACUCGCUCUCCUAUCCCUCCUCUCUAUCUUCACAGACAUCGUCCCGUCUUACCGCAUCCGUGGCUUAACGGAAAAAGAACAGGCGGAAAAGGUGUCCCAAAUGGUUGCACGCACAAGAGAGUGGGAACAAGGACUCGUAAUAGUGUAUAAGGCCUACCUCGGGGAACUGGAGGGUGCGGCGAAGGCGAAUAACGAAAUGUCGGAUACAGCAGUCCGGUGUUUGUGUACCCUGUUGACGGAUCUCACCCACUUCAACUUCCACACGAAUAUCAUGAGUGUUGUUGUGGCUCGCAUCAGCCGCAGAUCCUGGGACUCGAACUCGGAAUUGUGCAGAGAAUCCAUCGUCCGUGUCUUCCGGGAAGACGUCACCGGCCAAGCUUCACUUGAACUUGUACGUCUGCUCAACCGGAUGAUCAAGGAGCGCAAAUUCCGCGUGCGUCCUAACGUUCUCUCCACCCUACUUUCUCUCCGUCUAAAAACGGAGCUUGGGCGGCCGGUGGACAGGCGGGAAGAGCAAGAGAAGGAGGGGAAGGGCAGGGAUAGAGAUAGGGAUAAGGGGAAGAAGAAAGGAAAGAAGGACAAGACGUAUUUAAGUAAUAAGCAGAGGAAGGCGCUCCAGGAGACGAGGGAGAUACAGAAGGAGAUGGCGGAGGCGGAGGCACAAGUGGACGUAGAGGAGCGGGAUAAGACUCAUACCGAGACACUCAAGCUCCUUUUUGUUCUCUACUUCUCAAUCCUCAAAUCCUCGCCUUCCGCACAGAAUCGUCUGCUACCCGAGGCCCUCGCGGGCGUUUCAGCUUUCGCCCACCUGAUCAAUAUCGACUUCUUCCGCGAUCUGUUAGAGACGCUGAAGAAGAUUGCGCGGGAUGCGGAUGGGGAGGGCGACACUGAGGGCGGGGUGACAGAAGAAAAGGAGGGCGAAGUGCGCAUAGGAGGGGCAGAAAGCGAACUUGCACGAAAGUGCAGGACUAAGCUCCUCUGCGUUGUUACUGCGUUCCAGCUGCUCACAGGACAGGGAGAGGCACUUAACAUCGACCUGGCGGAGUUCAUCAACCAGUUAUAUGCUCUGCUUCCCGUGCUUGGGUUUGUAAUACCCCUGGAAGUCGACACCGUCCCGCUUUCCACCAAGGCGACUGCCGACAAUCACAAUACUAAAUCCGCUCCACCUCCUUCCUCUGUGCCAUCUGUAACCGCCCUCCUCUUCCGCGCCCUGCAUCUACUCUUCCUCCCUUCCUGGCACACGUCGGGCACUUCCUCGUCCCACCCACCUUCGCGAGUGCUCGCGUUUGCCAAACGCUUGCUCGCCCUCACGCUACUCCUUCCCCCUGCUCCUGCCAUCCGAACACUGGAGUUUCUUCGCCAGCUUCGAGCGCGGGAAUCCAAGUUGGAUGGGUUAUUCGAGGAAGCGGAGGAGGGCGGGGAUGGAGUGUGGAGAGGGGAGGUGGAUGACCCGGCUUUGGCAAAUGGUGCUGCAGCUAGAGGUUGGGAAGUGGCAUGGUUAGCUGAGAAAGGGGAGGAGAAGGUGAGAGAGAAGGCCCGAGAGCUGGUGGUAUGGAGGAGAACGUAGACCGAUAAAGACUCGUGCGGGGCAAUGAUGUGUGCACUUUGCUAGUAGCACCAUACAUCGUCUGAAUGCUGGGUUAUCGAUGAUUUUCAUAUCC